Molecule: messenger RNA, 5787 nt
Organism: Helobdella robusta
Lineage: Eukaryota; Metazoa; Annelida; Clitellata; Rhynchobdellida; Glossiphoniidae
Exons: 2
Coding region: 1-5787 (1928 amino acids)
Source: RefSeq, a predicted model, not a curated record
AUGAGCUUCAAACAGCGCCGUAAUGACAACAGUUUCAGUGUAGCUAACAAUUUUUCUAGGCACAAAAACAAAAGCAUUGAAGAUAAUAAUAAUAAUAGUAAUAAUAAAAAUAAUAAUGAUAAUAAUAAUAAUGAUAAUAUUGAUAAUGAUAAUAAUAUUUACAAUAAUAAUUGUGACGUAAAUGUUCUUGACAAAUUUGCCACCAACUACGACAUUCCUGAGGUCGUCAUCAACAGAAUAUUUUUCUCAUCACCUUCGUCACCAUUUUCGAAAACGCUAUCCCUGCCCUCGUCACCAUCGCUACGUUUAUCACCAUCGUCGAAUUCAUCACCAUCGCCACGUCUUUCACCAUCAUCCUCUCCUUCGUUCUCACCAAAAUCGGAUUAUGGUAAUCCAACUCGGGCUCCUACUUCCACCAACUCAAACACACUGCCAACCAUUCCGGCCACACCAUCUCCACUGAAAAAAAUAGCCAAACGUUCGGCAACCAAACUGGCGACACAGUUCACCAAACCAUCAAGGAAACUCUCCACGACCAAAAAAUUGGCCAACGCCACGAAACGCCACACGAAACCUCUUGCAUCUUCGUCGCCGGCUGCUGGCAGGCUGGUUUCCAAGUUGAAAAUUAUCAUUCCGAAAAUUAGAACCGGAAAUCAACAACAAACAACAGCAUCCAACUCGACAACAACUACAGCUACAACAAAAUCUCCAGCAACAUGCAACUUAACAGCAACAAAAGCAUCAUCAUCAACAACAACAACAACAAAACGGAAAACAUCAGUUGUCUCAAAAACUAAUUCUGAAACUACAGCAUCAACUUUGCCGACGACAACAACAACAAAAUUAUCCUUGCCAUUACCAACAUCAUUAACAUUAUUACCGACAACAACAUCAUCAUCAUCAUCUUUUUCAACAAUUCCAUUCAAUCCAUUAGAGACGGAACUUUUCAACGAGGAUGAAAGCAAACCGAUUAAUUUGUCAAUAAAAUCUUCACAAAAUGACGUCACCCUAAAUUACGAAAAUAUCAGAAGAUGUCAAAAUUUAAAAUACGGACCAACGACAACGACUGCUAUGGCUUCAACUACUACAACAAAUACUACAAUCAGUUUCACUGAAACCUCUGCCGUUAUUACCAAGACUGAAACCACCUUUUCAGCCAAAACAUUAAACACAUCAACAACAAUGACAACAACUUCAACAUCAACAGCAGCAGCAGCAGCUGAAGAAGCAGCAACAACAACAACAGCAAAAAGAGAUACCCACGGCUUGACUCUUCCUAAUUUAAUUGCAAUAGAUGACGGAAAAGAGAACCACAAUACUAAUUUUAUUGACGCCAACAACGUUUAUAACAACAACUUCAACACAAACAUCAACAACAGCAACAACAUCAACAUAGCAUUGUCUAACAAACGUAUCUUCACGCUUAACAAUAUCACCAGCGAACAUGAAAAGCAACUAAGCGAUGUUGAAAAGGAUUCAUUUGACACAAUUAAAGGUACCAAAUACUUUAUUAGUCACAUGGAUAUCAACAACAUUAACAACUACUACAACAUUAACAACAACAACAGCAACAACAACCACAACAACAACCACAAUAACAUCGAUAACAACGAGAGUAGUUACAUAUCUAACAACGAAAUCUCUGCAGAGAAUAAUUUAAUCAUGAUCCGCAAUGACAUCAACGAUAACAUCAUAAUUGAUGACAACGUCAAGAAAUACAACAGCAAAAACUUUCUUGGCGAUAAUAUAGUCGGUGACAUCAUCAAAAAAGACAUCAAAAACAACAACGUAUACACCAGUAACAUCAACAUAGACAUCAGCAACAGCAACAUAGAUAUCGAUUACAACAACAACAACAAUAGACACAUCAAUAACAACAACAACAACAAUAACAACAACAUCCUACCAUAUUUUUCUGAUAUGACCUCUCUAAAUCUUGAACUAACUGACGAAGGUGGACAACCACAACUUCAUCAACAAAAACAACAACAACAACAACAUCUUCUACAACAACAACAACAACAACAACAACUUCUACAACAACAACAACAACAACAACUUCUACAACAACAACAACAACAACUUCUACAACAACAACAACAGUCACCUAUGUUUUCACCAUCAUCGCCGUCAUUCUUACUGACCUCAUCAACAUCAACAUUAUCAGCGUCUCCAACGUCCCCAUCAUCACUUCCGUCAUCAUCGUCGUCACCACCAGCGUCGUUGUCGUCAUCAUCAUUCCAGCAUCCAGCUUCAUCAUCAUUGCCAUCAUCAUCGUCGUCGUCGUUAUCAUCAUCAUCACAGUUGAAAAGAAAACUUCCGCCGUACAGAUCACGAUCCGCCGAUAUUCUGGAAUCGUAUAACCGACAAUUGCCAAACCGCCUGCUCACAUCCCUGCUUGCCAUCCCCUUCUAUCCCAACAAUUCCAUCUCAAAUUACAACGCGCCAAAUGUUACCGACUACGUCAGAAUUGACGAUUGUGAGAAUGAUGAUGAUGAUGAUGAUAACAAUGUCAGAUUAAAAUUUAUUAAGCUUGAAAAAAAUGAUGACGAUAGUUGCUUGGGUCAGAAUAAUUUGGUGAUCGAUAUAUCGCCAGAUGCAACAUACCGACCCAAACUGAGAAACGAGGCAAGUUUUAUCGAUUUAACGGAUAAUAUCAGUAACAAUGACAGUUUGAAUUUGAACGGAAAUGGUUCGGAAGAUAAUGAGACCAUGGCCAAAAAAGGGGAUCUCAACGACAACGAUGACGUCAUCGACGUUUGUGAAAUCGUCAGUGGUGGCAGCUCAAGCGUCAAAGUUAUGGACAUCCUCAAUGGAAGAGUGAACAGUGUUUUCAACAAAGAUGGCAUUGAUAUCUGUGAAGCUAACAAUAACAACAACAACAACAACAACAAUAACAACAACAAUGGGAAAGCCACUACAAGUUGCACCACCGAAAGAAGCAGCAGCAGUAACUUCAAAGAGAGCGGUCGAAAAAGAAAAAUUGAAACAACUUGCAACGAUACAACAACGACAACAGGAACAACAUCAAUUACAUUAAUUGCAUCACCAACAACAGCACCAACCGCAACAUCAAAUUCGGCCUCUUGCGUGCAGAUCAGCAAAUCCAACUGCGUCAACAGCAUGGAUACUUUUAACCAAAAAAAAUUCAAAACAGAAUUCCACGAAAAAAACAACAAAACAGUUAGAUGCAACAACGUCAACAACGACGACCACAUUUCACUGCUCAGUCCUCGUCUGUCACAACAGAGGAAGGCUCUGAUGUUGUCCUCUGGUCAAAUAACCUACCAACAAGACUAUCAUUCGGAACAACAACAUCCAGAAUUACAACAGGACAAACAACAACAACAACAUGAUCAACAGCAACAUAUACAACAAAGAAAACAACAUCAUCAACAAAAUAAACAACAACAGCUAUAUGCGCAAACAGAAAAACCACAUAACAAACAACAACAGCAACCUCAACAAAAACUACAACACUAUCAACAUUCACCUAAACAGAGCCCCCAUUCAAAUCGUUGCCUUCCUCAGCCAUCCCACUUGCCGACAGAUGUUGAAUAUUCAUGUCUCCAAUGCUGCAGCGACAACCAACAAAACACCAUUCCAACAAAAUCUCCAGCAAAUUCACAGAUCAGUACAAAAACUGGUAUCGGCGGUGUUCCAUUUCACGAAGCAAUCAGAUCACCUUCACUGUCAAUCCCAUCAUCCAGAACAUUCCCAUUCCCGUCCCACUGCCUAAUGCCGCCAAAUAACAUUAACAUCAUAGAUGCUGAAACAAUUUAUUCUAGACAAAUUAAAUUCCAAGGAAACGAUUUUUAUCUAAAAUAUCCCCCCGGCAACCAGAAUGAGCGUUCGAAUGGAUCCUCCAAAAUUUUAUCGAAGCGAUCUUUUUCACCGAACUCGGUUGACUUUGAAACGUUCACAGCCAACCUUAAAAAAACGUGUCUGGAAAAAAUUAACAUCAGCAGUAGACGCAAAAACAUCGUUGUCAGUAGCAACAGUUGCCCUUCAAAUAAUUUUAUUAUUCCAACAAAACGUAUUCCUGAGCAGCAUCACUCCCAACACAAUCCAGGACACUAUGUCAAUCCCAUUCCUACAAUGAUUCCAAUGGGAGGAUAUCCUGUCAGAGACAGUCAACUCGCCCAUCCCGCCAUGCUUCAGUAUGACAUGCAGCAUCAACAGCAGCAGCAACAACAACAGUUCUUAUUAUAUCAACAACAACAACAAAUGUUAUUACAACAACAACACCAACAUCAUCAACAACUACAACAACACCGAAACAUUUUUCCAAGCAACAAUUUCAGCAGCAGCAACAACAGCCUACCGAAAAAGAAAAUGAAAUCAUACGGCGUAUUCAAUCAACCUAUUCCUAAUUUACCUCCAUAUCUGGAUAUUUCAAGAAGUCAACAUUUUCAUCUAAAAAAUUUUCCUCCUGCUUUUCCCUUUCCCUCGCAAAUUGACGACCCGCAAACUUUUUACAAGAUGCAAGCGUCUUAUUCGCCAUCGUUGUUUAUCAACAGGGUAGAAAACUCGUCAUGCCGGACAGAUGUGAACCAUCCCCAACAGAACCAAGCUCCACCCAAUUGCAGCAAAGAGUGCUCUCUUCCACUCGCGUGUCCUCCAGGUUGCGAUAGCAAGUGUCUCCUGCCACACGGCGCAUGUCCAGACAAUAAUCUUUUCAACCAGCUGCUUGCUAAAGAUUUCAGAAAUGGCGGGUCGGUGUAUGUUUCCAACGGAAAAAUUGUCGAUUCUGUAAAAAAUGUAGCUGCCCCGAGUGCCUUCACUGUUGCCGCUGAUAAAAAUCAUCUCGUCAAUAGAAACGUCAGCACUAGAACUAACCAAACCAACCACAAAACUAACAACAGCAUCAACUUUCCUAUCAACACCAUCCACAACAACCCAAACGACAUCAUGAACGGCUGCUCUUAUGAAUCGGAGUCAGACAAAUGUCUAGAAUGCAUCUCGCUAAAAUGUGCUGGUUACAACAGCAGACUGAAGCAACAUGACGCAGCUAAAAUGUCCUCCAUUCCGUUGUUGCAUCAUCGAGUUAUACAACAUCAUCAUCAACAACAGCAACAACAACAACAGCGUCAACAACAUCAGCAGCAACCACAACUCGAUCAGCACUUACAAUACUUGCAUCACAUGGAACAAAGUCACUUUGCUGUAAGAGAACAAGCCAAACAUACACCACAUCUCAAUUCAGCAAGACUCUCUAGAGCAUCCAAAUCACCGAAAACCAUCUACAACAACAAUUCCAACAGCAACAACCUCGGAAAAUGUAGCAGCGUCGGUCAGAACAGUGCGACGAAGCUUUCCAACCGGUGCGAAAUUGACGUGGAAACGGUGAAACAAAUCAUAAAAAAGGAAAGAGAGAACCAAUUGGGCAGUAACAACCAAAUUUUUCACGUGAACGAAAAUAACUUUGCCAACAACAACAACAAAAAUAAUGUAACGCACAAAGAUAUCAAAGCAGCACCAAAGACUAAUAAUUACACACAAGAAGGAAACAGUAGCAGCAACAACAACAGUAACAACAACAACAAUUCUGACAACAAAUACAAUGACCACAACAACCCAAAUUGCAACGAAAACUACGGCAAACUUCCUCAUUCGACAUCUCAUGAAAACCACAAACCAGAAGUUGUUGAACAUCAAACAGUGCCGUCACAAACUCAGCCUGGCAAUCAUGUAUGCGAGGCUUGUGGCAAACCCGCUCAGUUCGUCUGCUCCGCUUGUAGGACCGUCCCCUACUGCAGCUUCCAGUGCCAGGUUAACAUAAAUUAA